AUGAAUUCUGAAGAUAUUGUAAAUUCCAAAGAUAUCAUGGAUUCUGAAAAUAUUACUGAAUCUGAAGAUUUUAUUGAAUUUGAAGAUAUUAUAGAUUCUGAUACUUUGGAUUUGGUUGAGAAUUUUAUAUCUCCACCUAAAAAUUUCAGCACUCAUUGGACAGGCUUUUUGCAUUCAAAACAAUUAAAAAAUGAUAAAGCCCAACGAUAUAAUGCAAAAUAUACAUAUUGUGCCCAAAUAUUUGAAGCACAUAAAGAAGCAAUGACAAAUCAUAUGAUUAAUCUAUACCACAAAAUUUUAGCUGAAAGUAAAAUACUUUAUUCACAUACUGUAAACAAAAAAAAAUCUGAAGAAGUUACUGAAGUUCCUACUCACAAAGCAGUUUUAGUAACUGAUUAUUUUGAUAAAGCUAUUUUAUUAUUGGAAAAAACUAAUGAAUUACAUACUUUGUUGUUACGAGCAUUACUAUAG
Dentiscutata heterogama is the source of this 471-nucleotide messenger RNA. The record is from the annotation of a GenBank genome assembly. Lineage: Eukaryota; Fungi; Glomeromycota; Glomeromycetes; Diversisporales; Gigasporaceae.